Messenger RNA from Eurypyga helias (sunbittern), 1413 nucleotides. It is a transcript of the gene TMEM67, whose product is annotated as transmembrane protein 67. The transcript is spliced from 13 exons. Gene Ontology annotation, cellular component: ciliary transition zone; MKS complex. The annotation marks the transcript as partial. The record is from RefSeq and is a predicted model, not a curated record. Gene Ontology annotation, biological process: cilium assembly. NCBI's taxonomy places the organism in Eukaryota, Metazoa, Chordata, Aves, Eurypygiformes, Eurypygidae.
AUCGCGUUGGGUGUGUUGGGUGGGCUUGCAGUGUUAUGGUCCCUUCUCAAGACUGCAGGCUGGAAGAGGCGUACAGGAAGCUCUAUCAUUGACUUGCAGACAGUUCUCAAGUUCUUACUGUUUUAUGCUGGAGACCUUGCCAACGUUUUCUUUGUCGUCACAGCGGGCACAGGGAUUUACUGGCUUGUGUUCUUCAAAGCUCAGCAGUUUGUCUCUGUUUUUUUACCGCUUCCAUCUCAAGAAGAAGAUUUUGUUACAUACAUAGCAUGUGCUUUUGGUUUAAAGGCUCUGCAAUUCUUACAGCUGCUGGUUUCACAACUUACUAUAGAUGUUUUCUUUAUUGACUGGGAAAGACCUAAGGGCAAAGUUCUUAAAGCAGUUGAAGGUGAAGGCGUCAUUAAAAGUGCUGCUGCACCUGUGAGCAUAUGGAGGACGUAUUUUAUAGCAAAUGAGUGGAAUGAACUUCAGACAGUGAGGAAGAUAAAUCCCCUCUUUCAAGUGCUUGCAGUUCUUUUUUUCCUGGAGGUGGUGGGAUUUUCAAACCUGGCUUUAAUGGAUUCUUCUUCCAGUCUGACGAGAAGCAGCGAGAGCUACGUCGCUCCUUGGAGCCGCAUUUUAAGAUUCGGUGUGUCUGCUGCGCUCUGGCUGGCCGUUGCUUUCCUACAGAUAAUCUUUUUUUCUGUGUUUUAUGAAAGAUUUGUUGAAGAUAAGAUCAGCCAAUUUGUUGAUUUGUGUUGCAUGAGCAAUAUUUCCGUGUUUCUCUUGUCACACAGCUGCUUUGGUUAUUAUAUCCAUGGUCGCUCUGUGCACGGGCAUGCAGAUACCAAUAUGGAAGAAAUGAGUAUGAACCUAAAGAGAGAAGCAGAGAAUCUGUGCAGUCAGAGAGGUUUGUUACCCAACACAGAUGGCCAGACAUUUCAGAUUUCCAUUUCAAGAAAGAUGAGACUACACUACGACAGGAUUCAUGAAACCCUCGCACGCAGACGUGGCCCUGCUAGGCUUUUGGAGGCAUCUGCAAAUACUUCUGAACAAAGCACAAGGGCAUACAACACCAUGAACAGAUUUCUCAGCUCUUUCAUUGAUCACGUUCAUAAAGAAAUGGAUUAUAUUGUUAAAGACAAGUUGCUGCUUGAACGGAUUCUUGGCAUGGAGUUCAUGGAACCAAUAGAGAAAAGUAUUUUUUACAAUGACGAAGGGCAGUCUUUCAGUGAUGUUCUCUAUUACGGCAACGAGACAACGCUGCUCGUCUUUGAUAUCCUCUUUUUCUCCAUUGUGGAUCUGGCUUCCCAGAGUUUUGUUUUGGCCGCUAUUCUAACAUACUUGCAACAAGAGAUAUUUAGGCUUAUUCGUAAUACACUUGGGCAGAAGAAUCUGGCAUCCAAAACCUUGGUAGAUGAAAGAUUUCUCAUUUAA